Messenger RNA from Apiotrichum porosum, 3837 nucleotides. It is a transcript of the gene DOA4, whose product is annotated as ubiquitin-specific protease doa4. The coding region runs from base 1 to 3837 and encodes 1278 amino acids. Gene Ontology annotation, biological process: protein deubiquitination. The transcript is spliced from 12 exons. The record is from RefSeq and is a predicted model, not a curated record. NCBI's taxonomy places the organism in Eukaryota, Fungi, Basidiomycota, Tremellomycetes, Trichosporonales, Trichosporonaceae. Gene Ontology annotation, molecular function: cysteine-type deubiquitinase activity.
AUGAGCCGCCGCCCGUCCAUCCCAGCCUCCAAUGCGAGCUACGACGGGCUGCCAUACGACAAGCUCAAGGCCAUCGCAUUCGAGUCCGACCCAACAGUCGACCGUGGUCCGCGACAAUGGUUCGACCUGGCAUUGCGACACGCCGAGACAGCGCGCCAGGCCGAGCGCCGAGGCAGCAAAGCAGACAUGUUUGUCGCCUACUCGCGUAUCGCUACCAGCUACAACAAUGCAACAGGCCAUCCGGACACCAAGGCCCUCAAGGCGACCGACCGCGCUUGGGCCCAACGGCUGGCAGAUUUCAAACCGACGUGGGAGAUGGCUGUGCGCAAGGCUCGUUCACUCAAAGAGGAGUUUCGAGAGGCAGACGAAAAGGCCAAGGCGGCUGGCAGCACCAAUGGGUCCAUGGGCCCGCCGCCUGUUCCAACCCCCGCCGCACGACUCGCUGGCCAACGAGGCUCACCACCUAUUGACGCAGAAGCUGGAGGCAGCAUUGCAGACCGCAUGAAGGCGCUCAGCGGCCAUGGGGUCAAUGUUGGGCAUGUCCCUAACCGUAUCAGCCACGACUUUGGCAGCGGCGGUGCAGGGGUUGCACACGCCGCAGCAGCAGCACCAGCGCCGCCGGCAACGUCGAUGCACGCUGGACACCAUUCGAUCUCCUCUAUCCCUGUACCUCCUCCGCACUCGAACGGCGUGGCUCCGAGCGUGACGGGUGGGUCGGCUCAGAGCGCUCUCUCGGCGCGCUCGCACGACGACGGUGGUGGUAGCCUGGGCGGACUCGUUAGCCCGACCCUUGGCAGUCCCACAAAGUCGAUACCGACGCUCCCACCAACCCACGGUGCGACGCCGCCGUCCACAGGUGCGUCACCUGUUGACGAGCUCGACAAGUUUGAGCGCGCUUUCCCCUCGUUGGACAACUUUGGCAAACAGUUUGGCGAGACCGACCUGCCAGUCAUCACGGGCUCAAGCAAGCCUCGACAGGCAUCGCCUUCUGGCCCGAGGCCUGCACCAGGCUCGCGCUCGAACAACAACCUCGCCGACAUCUUGUCCUUUCCCUCACUUCCGUCCGUGCCUAUGGAUAUCCCCGGCAAGUCGUCAGCCGCUGAGGCCGCCGUCGACCUCCCUCCACCACCUCCACGUCCAGCACUCGAUUCUCUUGAAUCUGCCCCUUCUCCCCCUUCCCCCGACCUCCUCAACGACCUCAAGCGGCCAGCAAGCACACCAAUGUUUGGCGCAGCCGGGCUGUCCAUCUCGCCCCCAGAGGCCUCGCCCACAGACCUGGAAGCACGUUUCGGCGCGCUUCGCGUGGGAGAGAAACACACCUCGCCCGUUGCUGCUGCCGCCGCCGGUGUGAGCCCUCCAGCACGGUCACUGCAGCCUGGUCCUUCUGGCUCUGAUGCAGCUCCGCGUGCGCUGGCGACGUCGCCUCCGACGCAAAAGCCGGCAGUUGUGCCCCCUCCUCAUCCAUCCACAGCUUCUGGCGCCCUCACGUUCCCCAUGGCCGCCCCAGCUCCACCACCGCCAUACGGCAUGCCGACAAAGAGCAGCCUGCCCGAUUUUGCGUUCACCAACAGCAUCACCCCUGAGACCCUCCGCACGUACUUUCUCAACCUGUCGGUCGACGUGCUCCUUCUUGAUGUGCGCGCGGAGAAGGACCAUGACGUUGGCUACGUCGGUGCAGAGUACAUUGACCGCGGAUGCAAGAUCAACACGGUGUGGAUUGACCCCACGGUCAUCAUGCGGCCAGGGAUCAAUACUUCGACUGCCUUGGAAGACGCAAUGUCGAUCCUGCCCAAGGAAUACCGUCUCGCGUUUGAGAACCGCAAUCGCUACAACAUUGUUGUCGUGUACGACCAGUCGUCAACGAGUUUCCCCAAGAAGGGCUCCCCACCGACCCCCGUCUCUCGCUUGGUGGACCUGAUCCACGAGAACGAGUAUGUCAAGCCAUUGCCCAGGUUCCCUGUCCUCCUUAUCGGCGGAUACGAGGGCUGGCUGUCGUUCAUCCACAGGCGCGUGCAGCAGAACCAAGCCCACCACUACGCCGUGUCCAAGUCGCCCACGUCUCCACCCACCUCCAACAGGCCGUACAACCCAAAGACGAACGGACAUGCCAAUUCGACUCCAUUGGGUCCCAAGCCGGUCGGUGCGGGCAACAUGCCAUCGGACCUGGUGACCAAGAAGCCUCCCCAACACGCUGCGACCUACACCCACGGUUCGCAACCGUCGCAGUACUCCAAGGAUAUCACAGAGAAUUUCAACUAUGGCGCCCCACAGUCUAUGAGUGGUCCGUUGUCCUACUCUGGUCACCAUGUCAGCACUCCAUCCUUCCCUGGCCACGCGACGUCUCCACCACCUGCGUCGCACCACGUUGCAAACCCUUCCUUGCCACGCACUUCACAUGUGCCAUCAGCCUCGAUCUCGUCGUACUCGGCACAGGCGCCCAUUGCCGCCCCACCGCGUGCGUCAAUCCACCCCGGCGCUGGUACUCGCAGGCAGAGCGGAUACCUGGACAACACACAGCACUACUCCGGGUUUGGUGCAACGUCCAGGCCCAGCAUCGACUAUCCCCAGGCUCACGCGCUUGCACUCGUGCCCCAGCCUCCCCCUGCCGCGGCCACGCACAGCCUGGAGAGGCAUGACCAGCGUCCCUCAAACCAGGUCGUGCGGAGCACCGCGUCCCGUCCUGUGGAGCAGCUCACUUCGAGCAGUGGCGUGCGCUACUGGCGCAACACCAAGCUUGGUCUGACUGGUUUGAAGAACCUGGGAAACACAUGCUACAUGAAUUCCACGAUCCAAUGUCUCAGUGCGACGUUGCCGUUUGCGCGGUAUUUCCUGGACGGCCGUUUCAAGCGCGAUAUCAACGUGUACAACAACCUUGGAACCAAGGGCGACCUGGCAAUGGCCUUUGCCGAGCUGCUGGGUGCGCUGUGGGGUGAAAACUAUACGUUCCUCUCACCCAUCUCAUUUAGGAAAAGCAUCAUUCGGUUCAAGAACGACUUUGCAGGCACCGAGCAGCACGACUCGCAAGAGUUCCUGUCGUUUGUCAUGGACGGCCUGCACGAAGACCUGAACCGCAUCAAGGUGCGGCCAAAGCCCGUCGAGAUGACGCCCGAGCGAGAGGCGGCGCUCGAGUCGUUGCCGCCGCAGAUUGCCUCGGACAAGGAAUGGGGCAUCUACAAGCAGCGCAACGACAGCUUUAUCGUCGACCUGUUCCAGGGUCAAUACAUGAACCGUAUGGAGUGUCUGACGUGCCACAAGGCAAGUAGUUUGGAGGAGGCUGGGCCAACAUCAACGGUGUACGACUCGUUCCAGUGGCUUACGCUCGACCUGCCCUCUACCAAGUCUGCCUGUGUCCUGCCCGAGUUGUUCGAUCGCUGGACCUCGCCCGAGAUCUUGGAUGGUGACGAAAAGUGGUUCUGCCCUCGCUGCAGAGUCCACCGCCGAGCGUCCAAGACGCUCACGCUCGUGCGCCUGCCGCCAGUGCUCCUUAUCCAGCUUAAGCGUUUCUUACCUGUCAACGGCGGUCGGUUCUGGAACAAGUCCGAGACGCCCGUCAUUUUCCCUCUCAACGGGCUGGACCUCACCCGCUUCGUUCCCCCCCGUCAGCCCACGGGCGCCGAGGACAUGGACGACCCGCGGACCCAGGUCGGGCCGUUCAAGUACGACCUGUACGGUGUCAGUAACCACAUGGGCACACUCAGUUCUGGUCACUACACUGCAUACGUCAGGUCGUCGGACCAGUGGAUGUUCUGCGAGGACAGCAGGGUCCAGCCUGCCCGCGAACAGGACGUGGUGUCACGACCAGCCUAUAUUCUGUUUUACAAGCGUGUGCAGGCAUAG